Seriola aureovittata is the source of this 3317-nucleotide messenger RNA. RefSeq names its product mitogen-activated protein kinase kinase kinase 20a (gene map3k20a). Gene Ontology annotation, biological process: protein phosphorylation. The transcript has 20 exons. Gene Ontology annotation, cellular component: cytoplasm. Gene Ontology annotation, molecular function: ATP binding; protein binding; protein kinase activity. Lineage: Eukaryota; Metazoa; Chordata; Actinopteri; Carangiformes; Carangidae. The record is from RefSeq and is a predicted model, not a curated record. The coding region runs from base 199 to 2646 and encodes 815 amino acids.
GUCCAGUCAGUGUCGGCCACUGUUGGAAGAAGUUGUGCAACCACUGAAAUCACCACGGACCGAGUUGAGAAAUCAAAAAAACGUCACAUGAGCUUUCCCGGAAACUCCAACUGUAACCUGCACUGACGACGAGCUGCCCGAAGCCGAAAACUUCACACUUAAUGUCGAAGCUGAGGUGGUGCUGAGUGUCAUUAUGAGAUGUCGUCUCCAAGUGCCUCUUUCGUGCAAAUCAAGUUCGAUGACAUUCUCUUCUACGAGAACUGUGGUGGUGGCAGCUUCGGAAGUGUGUACAGAGCCAGGUGGAUCUCCCAGGACAAAGAGGUGGCUGUGAAAAAACUGCUCAAGAUUGAAAACGAGGCUGAAAUCCUCAGUGUCCUCAGCCACCGUAACAUCAUUCAGUUCUAUGGUGCAAUUGUGGAGGCUCCCAACUAUGGAAUCGUCACCGAGUAUGCAAGCGGUGGGUCGUUGUAUGAUUACCUGUCCAGUGAUCAGAGCGAGGACAUGGACAUGGGACAAAUCAUGACAUGGGCUGCAGACAUUGCCAGAGGGAUUCACUAUUUACACUCAGAGGCACCAGUUAAGGUGAUCCACAGAGACCUGAAGUCCAGGAAUGUUGUUUUAGCUGCAGACAAAGUUCUCAAGAUUUGUGAUUUUGGAGCAUCUAAGUUCUUGACGCACACAACACACAUGUCUUUGGUUGGCACGUUUCCGUGGAUGGCUCCAGAAGUGAUCCAGAGCCUGCCUGUGUCUGAGACUUGUGACACUUUCUCCUAUGGUGUGGUGCUUUGGGAGAUGCUCACCCGUGAGAUACCCUUCAAAGGCCUGGAAGGCUUACAAGUGGCCUGGCUGGUGGUGGAGAAAAAUGAGAGGUUAACCAUCCCUAGUGGCUGUCCUGUCAGCUUUGCUGAGCUCAUGAGGAACUGCUGGGCAGCAGAGCCAAAAGAAAGGCCAAUGUUCAAGCAGAUCCUCUCUACUUUGGAGUCCAUGUCUAAUGACAGCCAACUUCCUCAACAGUGCAACUCUUUCCUUCACAACAAGGCUGAAUGGAGGUGUGAGAUUGAAGCUACACUUGAGAGACUUAAGAAGCUGGAGAGGGACCUGAGCACUAAAGAACAGGAGCUGAAGGAGCGAGAGCGCCGUCUAAAGAUGUGGGAGCGCAAACUCAUUGAACAGUCCAACAGCCCGUUGCUGCCCACCCUUGAUAUCUAUGCCUGGACUGAGGAGCAUGUGUAUUUCUGGAUGCAGCAAAUAUUCUCUGCAGGGGCUGUUUCAUUUUCUUUCUCAGGGGAAGGUACAUGUGACAUGCAGCUGUACGCGGACCUGUUUAAAGAAAAUCACAUCACUGGAAAAAGAUUGCUGUUGCUCACAGAAAACGACAUGCGGGACAUGGGGGUCAGGUCCAAAGGUCACGUUAUGCACCUUAAGGGUGAAAUUGAAAGGCUCACAAAUGAUUACCUUGGGUUCGUCCACUUCCCACCACUAUUUAAGGGUGAGCUGGAAAAGGAGGUGGAAAGGAGUAAAACAGUGAAUCUGGAGCUGGUGUUCGGGUACCACUGGAAACCAGGAACUGGGAAAUCUGACUGCAAAUGGAAAAUGUACAUGGAACUUGAUGGAGAUGACGUUGCAGUAACCUACAUCAAAGACGUAAUCUUUAAUGCCAACCAACGGGAUGUGGAAGUCCUACGGAUGACUAAGCCACCUUUUGUGAUGGACAAAUGGAUCGUUGGAAUACAACAGAACCAGAAAGUGGACUACAUAGUCAAUUAUGAGAAUGAUGUGAAGUCACCAAAGAGUACCAGACACAGCUUCCUGAUGACGUGGAGUCUCACUGGUGGACAAGACGAGAUCAAGACUGUGGACCUGGUCAUCGAAACAGCACCAGUUAACAUCGACUGGAACGUCAAGGACAGGUGUAACUCUGAUAUUGAUCCCAUAUGGAUGUACAACGUAAGGUUAAGGCAGAUGAAUACCCAGAAAUCCCUGCAGCCGACUACUGCUCGGACUGCCUUCUCUAGCUCUGAUGCCCGCACUCUGCCUCAGUUCCUGUCUGCACAUGAAAGCCAGGAGUUCUCUUAUGCUGCAGCUGUGCGUCGCUCUCCAAACCGUGUCCACGCAUCUCACUGGAUUGACUCACGCAGCUCCUCGCCAACUGCUAGUCUGUCAGCCAAACUCUCGCUGCUCCAUCUGGGGUCAAAGGGCAGCAGUCCUUCCAGCACUACAUCAGAGAGCACCUCAGAGAGGGAACGAGAGCGCCCACUCAGUGCUGGAGCAGUGCAUGACCACCACCGCAGAAACAGCUACUUUGGCAACACAUUAACUGUGGGAAGGGAACAGGGUAGGGGGCAUGCAUGGACCAAUAGUAGAGGAAGCUAUAUUCAUAAUAAAACCGGCAAAACCUUACGACAGCCAGGGAGGCCACGGUCCAGCAGUUACAGUGUCACAUCACAGAACCGCCCACCCAUGAUACCAGGUAUAUUGUCUGUGACAGAAAACCCCAGUGAGGAUAAAGAAGGGGCCAAAUCCAGCGAUGGAGGGUGGAUCAAAGUGGAGCGACAGAAAAGAUUACCGCGUCAGGACAAUAAACAAGUCAGAGGUCGACAGAGGAGAGGCGGCAGGGGAGGGCGUGGUGCUGGGGGAAGAACUUAAUGUGGGCCACACGUACUGACAGCUCCUUGUACGCUGAACAUGUCAUGCACUGAAAAGGUUUUGCAUAUCAAUUAUGUCUAUUUACUUGCUCAAAAAUGAACUGCUUGUUGUAAGAGAAUCACACUGAUGCUUAUGCAUGACCAAAUAAGAUUUUAUUUUUUAAAAUCUGUCUGGUUGAUAUAAAUAAGCCUAUACAAUGGACAAUUCAGUCUUCUUUAUUUUUCUUUCCACUGAAUGGCAGGUGGCAUCCAGCAAUAAUGUUGCAUAAAAAAUUGUAUAUCUAUUUAUUUAUUACAUUUAUCAUAUACCAGUUUCUUACAAGUAACCAAAUAAACGGUGUUACAAUGCCACAUUCAAGGUUAAAUAAAAUUUUCAGACUAGUUUUUUCCAAUCCAUUCUUUCUUGGGUGUGUCUGUUUUUGUAUGUAUUUUUGGCACUGAUAUAGUACAUGAUCUACUGACUCAGCUGUUUAAUGGUCACAUAAAUUAAAUGUUUUGUUCAGUCUGGUAUGGUGUCCCACCCCAUUCUUAUUACUUCGCUUCCCUUGGUGUUUCAAGUUGUUCCACUCUCUGCUGUUUACAAAAACAUUUUGCCCUGUUUUUGUUUCAUCUGGAUUUUGUUGCCAGACUUCAGUGAUGGUGCUCCCAUCUGUAUUAAAUUAAAUUUCCAUA